AUGGACUGGUGGAGCCGGCUGACGGUGGGCCUGCGCGUCGCCAGGGGGCGCUACCACCCGGGCCGGUGCGAGCCGGCCGACCGGGCCCCCGCCCCGCCCGCCGACAUCCUCUCGUGCGCCGGCUCCGGUAACUUGAAGGCCUUCAAGGAGCUGUAUCUGGACGACCCUAAGCGGCUGGAGUUUCGGGACGCCCAGCGGAACCGCGGCCCGGCACACUAUGCGGCCGCCAAUAACCAGGCAGAGAUUCUGCGCUACAUCUCAUCGGUCGGCGGAGAUCUGGACUAUGUGGAUAUCGAGGGUCAGACACCCCUGCAUCUGGCUGUGGAGAGCGGCUCACAGGCGGCAGUCACCUGUCUCAUCGAAUGCGGCGCGGCCACGGACAUUCUCGACUCGGGCCUGCGGGCGCCGCUGCACCUGGCCGUCACACAGGACCAGCCGGACAUCCUCCGCCUGCUGGCCACGCACCGGGACCGGGUCGACUGCAAACAGCUCUCGGAGCACGGCCGGGACGCGCUGCACAUCGCGGCAGUGCUCAACCGCGCCGAGUGUGCGCGCGUGCUGCUGGACGACUUUGGAAUGCGUCCGUGCAGCUUCUGUAACAACGGCUUCACGCCGAUCCACGAGGCGGCUCGUCGCGCCAGUUUCGCCACAAUGCAGGUGUUCACCAACUGGGGAGAGGGCCAGAACUGCGGCGGCGAGCGCAUGAUGCUCUGUCCCGACAUCGAGGGAAACCUGCCGCUCCAUCUGGCCGUCCACUCCGGGGACGUCAAGGCGGUCCAGCUAUGUCUCCGGUUCGGGGCCAAGAUCAGCAGUCAGCAGAACGAUCUCUCCACGCCUGUGCACCUGGCGUGUGUGCAGGGGUCGCUAGAGAUCACACAGAUGCUGUUCGACGCCCAGCCGGAGGAGAAAUGGACGGUGCUGAACCUGCGAGACUCGUCCGACAUGACCCCGCUUCACUGCGCGGCCAAGUUCGACCACGCCCAACUGGUGGAGUACCUCGCCAAACAGGGAGCCGACCUGAACGUGCUGGACUCGGAGGAGCGCACGCCUCUGUUGGUGGCUGUCCUGCGCUCCUCGUGGUCAGCAGCGCGCACCCUACUCAAACUGGGAGCUGAGGCCGACAUCCCGGACCUGGGCGGACGGAACCUGCUGCACUUCCUCGUCAUGAACAGCGGUCGGGUGGACGACCUCAUCAGCGCCUGUUCGAGCGGCCAGCAGGCGUUCGCUCGUAUGAUCAACGAGCCGGACGCUCAGGGCUGCACGCCGCUGCACUACGCCUCUCGGCACGGCCACAUCCGCUGCCUGCAGCGACUGAUGGACCUGGGCGCCUGUCCCAACGUCAAAGACGCCAACAACGAGAGUCCGCUCCACUUCGCCGCCAGGUACGGCCGGUACAACACGGUGCGGUCGCUCCUCUCGUCCCGGAAGGGUCAGUUCAUUAUCAACGGAAUCGACAGCGCAGGACGGACGCCGCUGCACAUCGCCUCAGAGAACGGCUACUCCCGCGUGGUGCAGCUGCUCAUCAGCCGUGGUGCGCUGCUGAACCGUGACUUCCAGGGCCUGACUCCGCUACACCUGGCGGCCCGCGAGGGGUAUACCCGCACCAUGGAGCUGCUGGUGACCACGCACACCCAGCUGCUCGACCAGCGUGACAAGACCGGGUGCACGGCCCUCCACUGGGCCUGUCUGGCCAACAAGCCCUCGGCCAUCAACCUUCUGCUGACUCUCAACUGCGCGCUGCUGGCCAACAACGACGGUAACACGGCCAUGGACUUCUGCAUCAAACACAAGCUGGUGGAGGCGGCUAGAGCCAUGCUCACCAACGCCACCUCCAGUGAGCGAGUGCUGGGCGACGUCAGCGGAAAGUACAAGAGCAUCGUGUCGGCGCUGAUCGAGACCAUGCCCAAGGUGCUGGAGGAUGUGAUGGACAGACAGAUCUCCUUCGCCAACUGCAAAAAGGACUCCGAGUCGUUCUUCAUUAAGUACAACCUGGCCAUGUUCGAGCCGGGGGAGAAACGUAUCCAGGCGAUCCGCGAGUCGAGAGGAGACAGCAGGUGGAGGCCCGAGCCGCUCAUGGAGGUCAACCACAUGGUUCACCACGGACGGAUCGAUCUGCUGAUGCACCCGCUGACCCAGCGCUACCUGGCCAUGAAGUGGCAGGCCUACGGCAGGUUCUGCCACCUGUUCAGCCUCCUCCUGUACGCCAUAUUCGUGUUCCUGGUGACGCUGAACGCCAUGAACCUGAUGACGCUGGUGCGCCACUGCCCGGUGCUGCUGGACGCUGACGGCAGUGUGAACAUGCUGAAGGAGGAGGGACACCUGGUGGGGCACGCAGACCCCGGGUCGGAGGCCGGUGACCUGGGACCGGACGAGCUCGGUCUGAUGUCGGAGGGCGGCGGCUGCGACAUACACAACAUUAUUCAUCUGAAGAAGAAGUCGCUGUGGUCGUACGUGAUCAUGGUGUCAGUGAUCGUGUUCGGGAUCCUGAACCUGCUGAAGAAGAUGAUGCAGAUGUGGAACCAGAGCUGGAACUUCGUCACAGACUUUGAGAACUACAUGGAGCUGGCGAUGUACGUGUCGGCUCUGAUCAGCGUGACACCCGUGUUCUAUCCGGUGGUGACGCACUGUCACAUCAUCACCAGUGCCAUCACCGUGUUCCUCGCCUGGUUCAGCAUGCUCCUCUACCUCAGAAGUUUCGAGUCGGUGGGCAUCUACGUGGUGAUGUUUGUGGAGAUUCAGAAGACGCUGCUGCGAGUGCUCAUCAUCUUCUCGGUACUCAUCAUCGCCUUUGGCCUCUCCUUCUACAUUCUGCUCUCCAACGGCAACCACCCCGAGUUCAGCAGCGUGCCCAUGUCGCUGAUGCGCACCUUCAACAUGAUGCUGGGAGAGAUCGACUUCCUCACGGUGUAUGUGUACCCGUGGCUGGCCAAUCGGGACAACAACUCGGCCCUGGUGGCGGCCCAUACCAGCGGCGGCCGGCGGAGCGGCUUCCGGACCGAGCUGACCGCGGCGGCCGCCAACGUCACCAGCUCGACGGUGCCCAGCGGCCUGGGCAGCCGGUUCCUGCCGUUCGCCUCCACCUCCUUCCUGCUGGUCAUCGUGUUUAUGGUGAUGAUGCCCAUCCUGCUGAUGAACCUGCUGGUCGGUCUGGCCGUCGGAGACAUCGAGGCCGUCAGGAAGAACGCCGCCCUCAAACGGCUCGCCAUGCAGGUGGACCUCCACACCGGCCUCGAACGGAAACUUCCUCAGGCGUUCCUAGACCGCGUCAAACGCACCGAGCUCACCGAGUACCCCAACACUGCGGCCCGGCUAAAGGGCAGCAAGGCGUCACCGCUGCGCCGGAUGGCGCACUUUGUACUGUACCUGGUCACUCCCAGCCACGGCUCGCAGAUGAAGACGUUCGACUACCUGGAGCACGCAGCAAUCGCCGAGCAGAACCACCAGCACCGCGAGCUCGACAAGGUGAAACGCCGCCUGAAGGAGACCUCCCGCACCGUCGAGGCCGUCCACAAGCUGAUGCGACUCGUCAUCGUCAAGCUGGAGAUCGGCAUGGAGGCUGAGGACGAGGACGAGGGCGGCGAGGCGGAGCACGAGCUGCUGAGCGCCGCGGCCUCGACAGCCGGGGGGAGUGGCGUGCCACCGGGGACCGGGGGACCGGCCAGUAUGCUCACAGUGCCCGCCCGGCCCGGCAGUCGCCUGCUCAGUCCGACCGUGUCCCAGCGCCGACCGCGCUCCGGGUCCCGUCGGCGUGCCGCUCCGCCGUAGUGCGAGCCGCUCCGCCGUAGUGAGAGAGGCUCGACUGCUCCGGUUCUGUCCGGAACCGUGGAACGAUACCAGGCAGUGGUACGACAUAGUAGAGGCGUCAGUACGGCUAGCGAUAACAUCUCAGCCAGCAUAGGUAGACUUGAAGUGUCAUGUCAAUAUUGAAAGUCCAGUGAUACCCGAUGCGUGAUGCUCGACGUCUAGGUACGGCUGGAGCUUCAUGACAAUGAAGGAUUUUCGACUUUGGAUACCACACACACAAUCAACACACACAAUCAUCAAUGCUUCAAGUAGAUAAUGAUAAUUAAACGUUCAUUUCUUGAGCAUGAGAGCUUGGCACCUUUGCGUCGCCAACUCCGUUUGUAAUGUAUGUAGCACCACGUCGUAUUUGUCUGAUGUUCCCUUGAUGUAGCAGGCGAGGCGACGUUUCUGUGAUCCUAGCUUUCGGCAUUCAUUCCCUUCAGUGUAGAUUAGACUUUAGGUGUGGACUGUUGUUGUCACGAUAUCGUCGUGGUAAGCUGUGCUUUAGUGGAAAAUCUUACGCCUAGUAUUUUCUGGCUUUGUCGUGAUAGAACAUAUGAUAUAUCAAU
This is a messenger RNA of Amphibalanus amphitrite, 4352 nucleotides long. Its product is annotated as transient receptor potential cation channel subfamily A member 1-like. Gene Ontology annotation, cellular component: membrane. The record is from RefSeq and is a predicted model, not a curated record. Gene Ontology annotation, molecular function: protein binding; monoatomic ion channel activity. Bases 1 to 3765 code for a protein of 1254 amino acids. The transcript has 22 exons. Gene Ontology annotation, biological process: monoatomic ion transport; transmembrane transport. NCBI's taxonomy places the organism in Eukaryota, Metazoa, Arthropoda, Thecostraca, Balanomorpha, Balanidae.